This is a messenger RNA of Halichondria panicea, 11105 nucleotides long. Its product is annotated as solute carrier family 15 member 4-like. Gene Ontology annotation, molecular function: transmembrane transporter activity. Gene Ontology annotation, cellular component: membrane. The record is from RefSeq and is a predicted model, not a curated record. The transcript has a single exon. The coding region runs from base 7634 to 9160 and encodes 508 amino acids. NCBI's taxonomy places the organism in Eukaryota, Metazoa, Porifera, Demospongiae, Suberitida, Halichondriidae. Gene Ontology annotation, biological process: transmembrane transport.
ACAUCUCGUACAUCAGGUAAUUAAUGGUACGUAUAAGUACACAUCUCGUAUAUACAUAAGGCAAUUAAUGGUUGGUCAUACCGUACAUUGAAGAGGCUGCCCUAUACAUGUACAAUGUAUAUAGCCUCGUUCUCGGUCUGAAUAUUGAGAACGAAGCUAAUGUAAGUGUGAACACAAGAAAGCGGAGUAGAUAGAGCCAUACGUCAAUUUGUCACAACAUCAUUCACGUGCACAAAAUAGAUAAUUAUAUUCUCUUGUUGCAUUUUGAGUGGGCAGAUCAAAGGAAACACUGUGCCAAUAUCUGCCAUAUGGCACAGGUCAAGCCUUGAACUGUGCCACUAUCUAGAUACUGGCAUAGUAUGGCUGAAGUUACCUAAAGCCCACCGUCCACCCUCCACCCAGUAACCUGAAACGGUCCCUUUUAGUAUAGUAUAACACUGUUAACAGAUUCAGUGGUAGGCAGAAAACAGCCACCACAAGUUAGUUGAAACUAGUUGUCCUAUAAAAGGAGUGAUGUGUACACGGAAAGGAAUGCAACAAGGAAUGCAGUUGUUACACAGCUCACUCGUGGCGCACAUUGGCUCAGUAGGGCCUAAGUCACUACUGAGCCAAUAUAUCCCAUGUGGCACUGCAUGUGUCACAAUAGCCUCGAUUCCAGGCCGCUUGAAAAAGGCGGCCUGGUAUACCUUGUAUGCGCAUGCGUGUACAUUACCCCCCAAAAAGGGGAUAAUCUGUGUAUUUGUGGAUACUGUCAGUAAAAUAAACCGUAUAUACUAUUUGUAUUCUGAUUUUACAGUUCGUUACAUAGAAGUAUUGUGCAAAGAUGCAUGACUGAGUUCUUACGCCCUUUAUUGUAUCAAGCCAAGUCUCUACUUAACGACACCCUACACUGUAAGGCUACAGAUGUUAUAGGAAAGGCAUGAUGUGUUCCUGUGGGUCCCCUGAUGAGGCUGUGGUAAUAUAGACCAGGCAAGUGUUCUGCUACUAAAUCUUGCCUUUAUGUUUGACAAGAAGUCAUUGCUGAAGAUAAAGAAGCUAAUGAUUAUUCCUGAAAGCUUUUAAUAAGCUUUAACUCGACACUCAGGAAGUUAUUCACUCAAGAUCUACUGAUGUUAAAGAGUCCACCACUAUUCCUAGCUGGCAGCUCUAGCUGUCUGGGAGGCUUUCUUGAACUGUCUCUGAUAAACAGAGCUAGAAGAAGCAAAACUGCUGCAGCAUAAUUAUUCUACUUUGAUUAGUGUCUCUGAAAGCUGCCAUUGUGGUCACAUUGUCAUACGUAUUACUCCCUUUUGUAACUUUGUCCGGUUUUUUACAAUUUGUAUGAUGAAAUUGUUGUCAAUUAUUUCGCGCAUGCGCAUACAAGGUAUACCAUGCCGCCUUUUUCAAGCGGCCUGGAAUCGAAGCUAGUGUCACAACUAUAACAUAAUCUAGAUGACUAUAUUUACAAUCACUAUCUACAACAAAUCACAAGCUAUCUAAAACCAUAGUUACAUAAUUAUAGUACAAGUGUUAAUGUCCUUUCCAAAAUGUCUUGUGGAACAACUUCGUCCCAAUCGACUCUGGACUCCCUGUAACAUUAUCCUGGCCUUCGGAAAUGGCCCAAAAUGGAGUGACCGAGUGUGUUGGUAUAGAUCUCAUGGAUAUAUAGUGAGUAAGUCUUGUCAUCUUUGAGCUCCGGCCCGUGAUACUCCAAUCUCGGUAAUCUGACUUUUCUAAUUUGUCAGUAGACGUUACAACCCUCACAGCCACAGGUGUGUGUGGUUCAAUUAAGUCGAACAGAAUAUAAUUGAACAAUGCUUUACCGAGUUGUGUGUGCUGAGUCACGAGAUCAUCAGUUUUGGCUACAUAUCGAAAAAAGCUUAACAUCAAUAUGUUCGUGAGUUCCUGCUUGUGGUCUCGAAAUUGUUCAUGAUAUAGCUUCAUGUGGGCACAUAAAAAUUAUAUGAUGUUAGAUUCAGUAACUACUCUUACUACUAUACAAACAUUACUUGGAGUAUGCAGCUCCAGUCUGCAUGGUCCCCGCACAAAUUGUGCGACGUCAGUAAACUAGAAAAAGUACAGAAAAGAGCAGCAAGGUGGAUACCAACCAAAUGGAAUAGAAUACAGUGGGAUAAGAGGAGUGUAGACAAAAUCUCAACUGGCUCCCUCCAGCUAAAUGUCAUGAGUUUCUAAUCUGAGUAUAAGAUAAUGAACAAAAUGGAUUGCCUUCAAUUUUCGGAUUUUUACUCCUACAUAUUCGUUCUCAUAGUCUUUCCUUAGUUUGUAAAGACACUAGUUUUUUUGUUAAUAGUGUUUUCCUGUGGAACUCGUUACCCGCUACAAUUGCCUAUUAUAUACUGUUGUUCAUAUACAUGUAUGUAUUUUUAAAUCUAACCUGAAGACUUACUUAUACUCUAAUUACUCUAAUUAUAGUCUGUAUUAGUUUCCUUGCUUUGUUUUGUAGACUUACUAGAUUCACUUUAUUUACGUGUUUUGUCUGUGUAAACAAUUCAAUAUUCACUUUUGUUUCUAAUUAUACGCAUGCACGCGCAUACACGAGAAUUGUGUAAUAAGGCCAGGCAAAGUAGAUUAUUAGUUUCUCACUAACAAAUUUACUAUUGAAUCCACCCACGCGCAAACGGUGGUUACCAGGCCCUCUAGUGAGAGGGGCUGGGAUUGAGGCUAUUACUGAUGAUACAAUUUCUGGUUUGUGUAAUGAAUAUCAUUAUAAUGUUGCAAUUUCAGCAUAAUGAUAAUGACCCAUAAUUUACAAAAAUCAUGUGAUAAUUAUGGGAAACUACUAUAUAUAAUCUACUAUACUAACUGUAAAGUAAACAUGAAAUGAGUUUCAUGCAGAGUUCAAGUCAGGACAGAUACUUACAACUGCCAUAAUUAUAGUUGGAUACUCUGAACUACUAUAUAGAGUAAUCCUGGUAUUAGAAUCAAGUUGUAGCAGUUCUACUAUAGGCAAUCAUUUUCAUCGAAUAUCGAUAAGUUUUGGUGGGACCCUUAAUUUGUGCAGCUCUCCACAUCUGUUUUACAACUCAGUCUCCUGUACUGCGUGUAGACGCAAUUUCAUGUGAUUAUUGACUGGCGACGCAUGGAACAUUGAUCGCUGCAUGACUCUAACUCGACUACAUCAGCAAGAAGAAGAAGGCCUGGGAACGAGGCUACAUUUUAAAAGAAAAAACUCAACAACAGUAAAUCAACUAAAUGAUGGCCAAUCGAACCCUUUUCGGUAAGGUGAGAUGUUAUUAUUCCUGGUUUUGCUUGGAAUUUCUAUGGUUGCAUGUGCUACCGUAUUUCUCAAGGGCUUAUAUAAAACCCUUGACGUAUAAGCCCUUAACGCCGUUCACAAUUGAAAUAGCAUCGGCUCGGUUUCUCUAUCUAACGCAAACAGAGAACUGUAUACCAACUUAUUUAAAGUCUCCUGAAGUGAUUGGAGACUCUGACGCUUGUCAGUGUGAUGUAAUCAUCUUGAGUUACAAACAGAAGUGCGCUGACACAUCAUUGCAUCACGUCCAAUACAUAUUCAACUCUAGUAAGUCUACAACUUGGACUGUUGGAAGAAACUUGCUUUACGAAGCAGCCAAAGAAAGGAAAGAAAAGUACAUGUACUACAUUUUCAUACGAUGAUCUUGAACUGAAAAGUAUGAUUAAAAAUAGCGCACAUAAUCCAUGGAGAAUGUAUGAGAAGUCUCUCAAGACCUUUCAACCCGCUGUAGUUAUCAUCCCCCUAGAUAACGAGUAUAGGGGUUUCUCUACGGAAAAUUUGUCCGAGGGGGUGAAUUGUGAACUCACAGUAUACGUACAAAUAUACCACAUGGAUGCUAUUCUUAACGCCUUUCACUAUCAAGUGAUGGACCACAUACUUCCAUACACACCAAAAUACGAUUCGGUGAGCUGGUGGUACUCACAAUUGUUUACUAUGAUCAGGUGCAAUAUCCUAUUUAAUGGAGAGGUAGUUAUCGACCCUCGUCUUAGAAUACGAAACCCAAAGCAUCGCAGUUACCCACGGACCCUUCUUACCCAUGAUAUCUACCAAAAUAUUGUCGUUGACAUUCGACCAGAAAUACCAGACAAGUAUCAAAAUUCAACGAAGCCCAUUUUACAGCAAUGGUCAACAGAUCAUAACUCAAAGUGGAAGUUGGGCCGGCAAACUUGCAAACGUGAUUUGUCUGUGCAUCCAUAUAGACCUUACGAGAAUCUGGCUUAAAAUUAUAAAUGUUAAUAGAUCAAUAUUUUUGUAUCGAGUCAAUUAAUGUAUGCGUGCUCAAAGUUAUGUGAUAAUCAUCGUAUUAUAUUUACCCGAGGUGUGCGUGGGAGGCCACGGGUAUAGUAAUAGCUGUGCUCUACUGCAGAGACAACUAUACUAAGUAGAAUAGCUACAGAUUUUUCUACGCAAGUUGCUACGCUAAGUCUGAACUGAAACUAUAAAAAGACUUCAAGAUGGCCUCUAAGCGAGUUUUAAAAUCCACCGGUCAAAAUUUCCCAAAGUUGCUCAAAGCCUAUAUAGAAGCUAUCACGCACUUGCACCUGCAUUGCAACGGUAUAGAGCAGUUACACCCCUAUAUACAUGCGUGCACACGCACACACACACACACACACACACACACACACACACAAACACACACAGAACAAACUACACUACCAUAUACCCCACUGUGAAUGCAAUUUUAUAUAUACAAUGGAUCAAUGAUAUAACUUGUGCAUGUGGCAGUGUAAGCCAGAGGAGGUCCGACAUGCCUGCAUUUCAGCCGAAUAGGGGUGAACGACACUUAAUUUAUUGAGAAUAGCAAGAAUUCAAUAUAAUCACAGUUCAUAACAGUUAAAGAUGGAGUCUCUAGAUUACGGUGACUAUAAUGGCAAUGUUACUCAAGAGUUUCCGUAUUGGCAACCACUCGUAGCUAUUGACAUCAUCCUUUAUUUAGCAGUAAUACUCCCGUCGACACUAUUCUGGAAUCUCACUGUCUUCACAGCCUUCAUUAAGAGCAAGCUCGGCAAAAAGCCUCUAACGGUGCUAUACAGUUCUUUGUUAUUGAUGCUUUGUGUGGACAAGAUUGGUCAAUGUAUAAUAUCCGUAACAGUCACACCAGACUUGCUUAGUUGUACAUGCAACGUUAUAACAAAUUCCAUAAUCAAAGCGUUUGGUACAUUUUCCACUGUUUUUUCUGUGCUGAUAAUUACUUGCCAGAGCUUGUUACAGCUACAAAUCAUCAGAGGGAAGAAACAAUGGAACAGCUACAGAAGGAUCAUCCCUUGCAUCGGAGUAAGUUUUCUGGCUGGAAUGUUUUGGUUCACAGUGCUACUGAUUCCGCAGAUCCUUCUACCAGCGUCAUCAAAUCCUUGCCAGCCAUUAUGCAUACAGAAUACUACAUUAAUAACUUCAAGUGAUCCUGAAAACAUAACUUCAGGAGCAUAUUUUGUGUCUACACUGCUUCCAGCUUCUGUCAUAGUCAUAGCAACAUCAGUUUGGUCUGUACAGCUAUUUAAGAAAAUGUCCGUCAGGCAAAAAAUCCAAGAAUACCGACACUUGAACAGAAAACUACUGCUAAUGCCUAUUUUGAUGGUGUUUAUCGUCUUAUGCAAUGGACUAUUAGGUUAUUUGUUUGGCAAAGCAUUUUCUGAAGUUUUAAAGUUAGUAGGAGUGAAAGAUUACCUUGGAAACUGGGCCAGUUUCGCAGAAGGUGUGACAUUUGCUUUUAUCAGCUGUUUACACGGAGUGUCCUACCCAAUCAUACUGCUCUAUUUCAACACCAAGUUGAGAAAGAACUGGACAGAACAGCUUUGUACUCGGAAGUCAAACAGAGUGCACUCGGAAAUGACUAUUAUCACAGUAGUAGGAAAUGCUAGCACUAAGCAUGAAGGCUCAAACACAUCGAAAACUGUUUUUAACUAGCUAUAGUAAUAAUUAAUGAAGCUACCCUACAUGCUGUCUUUAACCCAAUCAUUAAUUAAUUUUAAGCACCAUGAUAGAUAUUAUGUAUAUUGGUUGCACAUAAAUGACAUACCAGUGUAGGGGGUAUAUAAUAGCAACCACAUGUGCGCUACUAUAUGCACACAGAGCCGAGUUGCCUCACCUUCCAUCAUAAUUAUACAGUAGCCUUAAGUAACGAGCACGUACUCAAAAAGGUUCUUGACUAACUAUAGUUGGGCGAAGUCCAACCGACACGAAGCAUAUAUAGUGUGCAUGUUUGUUCCAUUGCAGAAAAUGUGCAUCCUAUAAUCAUAAUUAUUGCUACUUUCAAAAGUGAGAAACCUUGCAGCUCAGAUCUAUACAUGUAGCUGAAUGGCGAGGCGUGCUGGCUUACUGUAUUUCUCCAGAGAUGCUGCCAAGGCUACUAUAAAAGAAGCAUGGUCUACUUAGUAAUCUAUGAAUGAAACUUGAACAGUUGUAAUUAAGUCAUAGAUUGUUUGUGAUUUUGUAUUUAAGAAGGACUUGUCUUUGUUUUGGGUUUUGGGAGCUAGUGCUGUAGGAUUAAUUUGGACAAACCUUUGCUAUAAUUAUGUGUGCCUUUCCUGGUCUCAGAAAAAUGUUUCCAGAAACUCUAUAUAAAGGGUCGUCUUAUAGCUGGUUGUAUACCUCUCCGUGUGCUAGAUCUAGAAAUCCAGUUUGUUUUCUGCCUCUACUAAAUCCUAUAUAUAAUUAUUAUAGAAAAUAUAGAGUCAAGGUGUAUACAGAAGUGAAAUGGCACACAUAAACACAGAAUCGCUUAAAUGAACCGAGUGUUGGCAAAGGACUCCCUCAGAGAAGCAAACACAUUCCUCACCAGAGUAGUUAGAGCAUGCAACUCCAGAGCUUGUCAUUCGACACAUGACCCUCAAUUUUUCUGUGGUUAGGAAUAAUUCCCGUUUAUUGCAGUAUCAACGAAACCAUAUGGGGCUAAAGUACAAAACAAACUCAAUCGUCCCCCAAUCCAAGUAACACCAUACACAACAGCAAGAGUGGUAGUGGCAGUGGCGGGCCGGGAGUGCAUGCACCUGCCAGUACUAACCGAAGAUGCAUCAGACAUCUUAGGAAGAUCACAUAUAUGCCUGGUUUAUCUUCUUCACAAUGCAGGAACGUGUCCAGUAACAGCAACAAACGAAACACCAGCCUUGCAUGAAAGCUUACAAUGACAUCAUGUCUCCCAAUCAUUCAACUUGAGCAUGUUCGCAAAAGUAGAAUUCCAAUUCCCCAAUGCUCAACAAGCAAUACGCCUGCAUGGCACUCACCUACAGUUGCUUGCAUGCAUGAGGACAACAAUGAAGUUUAAUCUCAACAACUAACACAUCACCGAUACCCUCAUCGAUCAGGACACCCCGGCCCAUGAUCGAUUUAUGCAAUAUGUACCACAUGGUAUAAUAUUGUUGAUGUAGUCUGGGACAGAUUUUAUUUUUUAGAGGGGAACAAUGUAACAAUGUAAUAAUGCUAAUUGGAUCUAUAUAGUGCGCAUGUGCAGAGCUCAGUUGCGGCUUACCAUUCAUGUAGAUCUAUAGGUGCCAACAUACACAAACAAAACAAAUUAAUGAACACAUUCUCCUUUAUCAGAGAUAUGCAUUUUGGGGAAAAGUCUGUUACUUUCAUAUUCAGGAGCCAUGCAGAAUACAAUAUUGUUUGUUCUCGCUGCAUCGUUUUCAAGUUAUUAGUUACAGCUCGUGAUCAGAACACAAAAUGAAGUAUUUCUAUUCCAAAGGAGCCUUCCUGGUUUUGAUAUGGAUGUGUCUACUAGGUAUUACGAGCUGGUCAUACUUCAAGAUGUAUGAUACACUGUUUCAAGGAAUAGAGGAUGUCGGUAAUUACUCUCAGUUUGGUUUAGUGCCCAUUAUUCCCCUUUUGUUUCUUGCUCCGUUUGCUGGCUGGUUGGCAGAUGCAAGGUUUGGAAACUUCAAAGUGUUCAGAGCUGGGUGUUAUCUGCUGUUCAUAGCUUCCCUAAUGGCGUGUAUAAGUGUGUUAAUAUUGGAGAGCUCUGAGCUCAAACAGAGUACCAUGUUACUACACUUCAUAAGUGGUGGAGUGGCUCCAAUAGUUUAUGGAAUCUGGAUUAUUGGAUUAAUAGCUUGUUUUGUGACUGCUCUAGAAUUAGGCCUGGAUCAAAUGCCUGAAGCCUCCACUAGCAACACUACUAGCUUCAUAGCAUGGUUUCAAAUAUCUCUGUCAACUGGAUUGUGGAUUUCAGAUUCACUUCAUACAAUACUACUUGAGUGUACUACUAACAGCUGGAUGGUACAGUUGAUGAGUUCUUUGCCAAUUAUCUGCACAUCCAUUAGUUGCUGUACAAUGUUUCUCCUCGCCAAAAAAUGGCUAGUUAUUGAGCCAAACACGACUAAAGCCCUCAAAACUAUCUACCAAGUUCUCAAGUUUGCAGCUAAGCACAAGGCUCCUAUUUAUCGCAGUGCUCUCACAUACUGGGAGGAAAACGUACCCUCUAGAUUAGACCUAGGGAAGACAAAAUAUGGUGGACCAUUUACUACAGAGCAAGUUGAGGAUGUGAAAACUUUCUUCAAGAUUCUCAUUGUUCUUACACCACUAGUAGCUGUAUUUUCGGCUACUACAUCAAUUCAAACCGUAUGGUAUUGGGACCACACAAACAGCAGCUGUUCUUCUGUGUUGAUAUAUGGCUUUGGUUAUAGUCCAUGGUGGACUGGAAUCGUUACAAUGAUAGCGUACGAGAUCAUUAUCUACCCAUUUGUGAAAAACAGACUACCAUCAACUCUCAAGCGAAUUGGAUUUGGGUCAUUUUGUGUAUUGCUAAGUAACACUGCAUACUUUAUCAUUAUCGCUAUUGAAGAAUUUCAUUAUGGAGUAAACAUCACCAGUGGAAGAUCUUGGCUAUACAUGAUAUACUGUGCAUUCUUUGGCGUUCUUAGUAACUUCACGAUCCUUGUUAUGUUUCAGUUUGUAUGUGCACAGUCACCAUACAGAGUUCGUGGGUUGCUAGCUGGCUACGCUAUUUGUUUAUUUACUGUAUCAAUUUCUCUUGGAAUUAUUGUAUUGUUCCUGUUUAACUAUAUAUGUGAGUCACAGUACUGCUCCCUGAUUCAGGCAUUAUUUUCUAUCAUAUUGGCUUUGAUUGGAUUCAUCAUGUACUGCCUCCUGGCUCGCUGGUAUAAGUGGAGAGUUAGAGACGAGGACUACAAUGCACACAGAGUGGUGGAGGAGGUUUAUAAUCGAUAUCUUGCAAGUCCAACAAUUAAUUAAUAAUUUUGCACUUCUGGCCUUUAGUUUUAGCAAUUUACAAAGUAAUUAUAGCUUAUCGAAUACUGACUCACUGGUGUGGCUUAGCUAUGUGUGUGUAAUUUAAUAUGAGAGUUUGUCAAUGCACAGAUCAAAAUGUACGUAUUGAAAGAAAACCUAUGCACACGAGAUCAAUUCUUACCAGAUCAACUUUGCAUGAGGUCAACUCAGUAGAUCAACCUCAUAGUCAACUCAAUUACAAUCCGACUAGAAAAACAUGCUAGGAUUGGCCGGGGGAACCACCAAAAAGCGUGGAAACAAGAAAUCAGACGAGAGCAUAACUCCAAUCCAUUACAGCGUCAUGAACAUGUACAAUAUACAUUAUAUAAACUGUGUUUCAGAUCCAUCUACCAGCUUCCAUCCACCACAUUAUUCCAUGCAGGUCACCAGUAGACUGUACUGCAUGUCACUACGCAAGGAUGGACUGUGUGUACCUGUGCUCAACACUGCAUGUAUUAGGAACAUCAAUUCAUCACAAAUCAUCAUGAUUAUCCAACAAAAAAAACAUUUGCAAUGUUAAAAAUUGCUAGGAUUGGCCAGGGGAACCACCAAAAAGCGUGGAAACAAGAAAUCAGACGAGAGCAUAACUCCAAUCCGUUACAACGUCAAUCACACGUACUGCAUGGUAGUUUUCCAUCCCGGCCAAUAUACCACGCAAUUUUCACUGGUGGGGUGAUGACCGAUCCCUAUAUAUUUAUUAUACAUCCAUUUUGGAAUAUGCGGGCAUAUAAUCAUGAUGACUUGUGAUGAAUUGAUGUUCCUAAUACAUGCAGUGUUGAGCACAGGUAGUCCAUCCAUGCGUAGUGACAUGCUAUCCCAAAGAACACAAUACCGUAUAUACAGCGUGUACAUAAUUAUUAUGUUUCGAGGGUAUAAAUGUUUACGGUUUUCGCUGAUUAAGCAUGGAUCGCGAACAUUACACCCACGAAUUUAGUAUCGCAUGGCAUGCAUGCUGAAAUACGCGAAAACUUUUCUAACCGUCAUUCCGCAAAAGUUUAUAUAUACUCGCUAUACGGUAUGCAUGUGCAUGUACUACAAUAAUAACAGUAUCACAAUAACAAUGUAUAACAGUAUAGUGAAGAAUGAAUAACUAUAAUCAUUAGAGCAAAAACAUGUGAUGACAGUAGCGAUAAUAAAAAAGACAGUAGAUUAUCUACCAAGCAUGAUGAUCGAAAAACGAGCUUAUUCUUAAAACUGCAAAGAUACACGUCGGAUGGUACUUCGAGGGUACUUCCAUUUCCAAUCCCUUUCUUCUAUAUAUAUAUAUCCAUGCAUGGUGUCACACAAAUCUGUGCAUGUGGGAGAGACAGCUCUAUUGCCAGUUCGAUCAUUACAAAGUUAUAUCCGUUCGCCAUGUGCGACAGGGGGAAUGCUCCAUGAGCAUCUUGUUGUACUCUACACUUCUAAACUCUUGCACAAAUGUGUGCACCAUAGGAAUUUGAACUAAUAUAGUCGCGCAGCCAUUAAAGUUUGUGCUUGUACGUCACAUUUGGUACAUUCCUGAACUACUUUGGAAGCAAAGGAAUUAUAGACUUUACCACACCCUUUUGAAAUAUUAGCAGCAUACGGGUAAUAUAUAAUUAAUUAUGCACACCUGUAAUUUAUAAGAUCCAAAUUGAUUCUGUGUUGGACCACAAACCUGUGAAUGCAUGCAUGCAUGUAUGUUUAAUUAUUGUCAGUGCAUGGGUCAACACAAUAUAUAUAAUUAUGUCUCUUUGUUUGUUUUUAUGCAGUUUGUAAGUACGUACAUAUAUACAUGUAUGUUGAUAGUUCAAAAAUCACAAUGUACACAAUCAUAAUAGGAUUCAUAUAUAUCAUUUCUUAUCUCUAUAAAAUGUCUAUAAUCUCUGUAUCAAUAAUUAUUAGCACAAAUUACAAUCAAAUUUGCAAAUGUGAAUGGUGGGUACCU